UUGGUUUUAAGUUCCAAAAAAGAAAAAGAAAAAACCAAAAAAUGGGGAACAGUCUAGGAGGAAAAAAAACAACAAAAGUGAUGAAAAUCGAUGGACAAACGAUGAAAUUCAAAACCCCAGUUUAUGCAAUCGAGGUUCUGAAAAAUUAUCCAUCGAUGGUAUUAUUAGAAUCAGAAGAAGUAAAGCAUUACGGGGUUCGAGCAAAGCCACUAGAACCUCAACAAGAGUUAAAAUCUAAAAGGCUUUAUUUUCUCGUUGAAUUACCUAAAUUCCCCGAAGAGAAUAAAAAAAGUACGAGAAGGGUCCGGUCCGCGAUCCAAAUGAGCGCGAAGGAUCGUCUAGAGACACUUAUGUUAGCGCGGAGAUCCACGUCUGACUUGUCAAUCAUGAAGCCAGCUAGUAUUGUAACUGAAGAGUGUUCGUCUUAUCAUAAUAAUAAUAAUAAUAAUAGCUCUGCUUCAGAUAUACUCAAUAAUGGUGGGCCGUCUCAGGCCCACCCUACGAGACUGAAGUUGAGGUUAUCGAAAGUGGAGGUAGAGAAAUUGAUGAUGGAGAGCAAAGAUGAGAAUGAGGUGGCUGAGAAAAUUAUGAAACUUUGCAUGAAUACCAACAAUUGUGGAAGUGGUGCUUUGAUGGAACAACAAAGUCAUAAUAAUGGAGGAAUAGUUAAGAAAGGAGUCAAAUCACGAGAGAAACGAGUAGGAUUUAUGCCAAUUACAGAAGGAGAGAUUCAAGUAGCAGUCGCUGCUUCUUAAACAAGAAAAAAAACAUUCUAUAGCAAGUAAUAAUAAUAAUAAUAAUAUAGAUAAUCGGUGUAAAUAAUUUUUAUAUAAUAUUCCGUCUUUUACUUUUUUUAUGAUGUAAGAUUUAUUUAAGAUAUUAUUUGAAUUUACUAGCUUAUACGUGUUAUGUG
Molecule: messenger RNA, 913 nt
Organism: Solanum verrucosum
Lineage: Eukaryota; Viridiplantae; Streptophyta; Magnoliopsida; Solanales; Solanaceae
Exons: 2
Coding region: 42-755 (237 amino acids)
Source: RefSeq, a predicted model, not a curated record